Messenger RNA from Dictyostelium discoideum AX4, 816 nucleotides. RefSeq names its product RING/leucine zipper protein (gene rzpA). The coding region runs from base 1 to 816 and encodes 271 amino acids. The transcript has a single exon. The record is from RefSeq and is a predicted model, not a curated record. Lineage: Eukaryota; Evosea; Eumycetozoa; Dictyosteliales; Dictyosteliaceae.
AUGGAUCCAUUGGAAGAAGAUUUUGCAUUUAAAUAUUUUACAAAAGGUGCACCAAUAAAAGUUGAAAGUGUAUUAAAUUUUGACUUAAAAGAACAUUUAAAAUCGCCAUACUUGUGGACGACAAUUGUGGCAGGACUUGGUUUGGCUUAUUAUUUUUUAACAUCAGAUGAUGAAAUUGGUAUAGGACCAGCAGGUGCCUUUGAGAAUAAUAAUGCUGAAAAUGGUGUAGAUAAUUUUAAUCAAUACAAUUAUAUAAACCAAGAUGUCAUUCCACCACCACAACAACAACAACAACAACAACAACAACAACAACAACAACAAAAUAACCAUAUCCAUCAUAACCAUAACCAUAGCCAUAAUAAUAAUAAUCAUCAUAACCAUGUUCAACAAACUACUACAACAACAACUACAACAACUACAACUUCAUCUUCAUUCUUACCAAUAACACCACCUCCACCAUCAAAUGUUCAACAUGUAAAAUUAAAGAAUAAAAAUGGUGAGCCAUUACCUUUGGAGGAACAAAAUCUAUUACUAUUAAGAGAGAAUUCAAAUCUUAGAGGUGAAAAUAGAGACUUGCGUGUUUGGGUUGGUAAUCAAAUUAACAAUAUAAACGAUAGAAUGGAAAAGAUGCAAACUGAUUUGGAGCGUGAAAAAUUUUGUCAUAUUUGUGAAGAAAAUGAAAAACAAGUAUGUUGGAGAGAAUGCGGUCAUCGAUUAUGCGCAAGAUGUGCAACAUUAAUUAAGAAAACCUCACAUCCACAAUGUUCAAUUUGUAGAAAACUUGUAUCCGAUUUUUAUUUAGCUUGGAAUACUUAA